CUUCACUGUGCCGCUGAAGGAAGAGCAAAAGCUGUUUUUGAUGAGAGUGCUUAUUCCUUUCCACAAGGCUAAAGGGAUGCAGAGCUACCACAGGCAGCUGGCUUAUUGCGUGUCGCAGUUUGUGCAGAAGGAGCCCGUGCUUGGCGGGAUUGUGGUGAGAGGGAUUUUGAGGUAUUGGCCCGUGACGAAUUGCCAGAAGGAGGUUUUGCUGGUUGGGGAGCUGGAGGAGCUGGUGGAGAAUAUUGACCCUGAUCAGUAUAGGAAGUUGGCUCUGCCUUUAUGCCUACGGAUAACAAGAUGCUUGAACAGUUGGAACUCACAGGUAGCAGAGAGAGCCCUCUAUGUUUGGAACAAUGAGCACUUUGUGAAGAUGAUAUCUGUGGCAAUGGAGGAAGUGUUUCCGGUCGUGGUUGAAGGCAUGGAGAGGAACUUGAAGUGGCAUUGGAGCAAAAGCGUCCGGCAACUGACCGAAAACGUGAAGGUGAUGCUUGAAGAAAUGGAUCCAGUUUUGUACUCCAAAUGCCUUGAAGAAAUUGAGCUAAGAGAAUCCAAGGCCAACCAAGCAGAAAUCAAGAGGAAGGAGAAAUGGGACAGAAUAGAAAUGGCAGCAGCAGGAGCAGCCAAGCCUCAGUUCCUCCAACCACAACAUUUCUUGUGUGUAUACAAAAAGUAGUCCCUACUGGCUUUUUUGGGUUUGGUUUCAUACCCACUGAAGAAGGUUUAUUAUAAACUCAGCUCCUUACGUGUAAAUAGUUAUUCCCCCUUGCA
This is a messenger RNA of Malus domestica (apple), 768 nucleotides long. Its product is annotated as serine/threonine protein phosphatase 2A 57 kDa regulatory subunit B' epsilon isoform-like. Lineage: Eukaryota; Viridiplantae; Streptophyta; Magnoliopsida; Rosales; Rosaceae. Gene Ontology annotation, cellular component: protein phosphatase type 2A complex. Gene Ontology annotation, molecular function: protein phosphatase regulator activity. Gene Ontology annotation, biological process: signal transduction. The record is from RefSeq and is a predicted model, not a curated record.